UUCGCCUUCUCGAAGAACUAUAACAUUCAAUUGAGUUUUGUAAGAUCAGCAAAAAUGGUCAACAUCUUCAUCACAGGAGCUACAGGCUACAUUGGCGGCGACACUCUGUACGAACUCUACAACAAGCACCCUGAGUACUCAUACACUGCUCUGGUACGCACAGAGGAGAAGGGAAAGUCUGUCACCGACAAAUUCCCCAAAGUCAAGACUGUUCAGGGAGACAAUGAUAGCGGUGACUUGCUGAAGGAGGAGGCUUCCAAGGCUGAUAUUGUCAUUCACACUGCGGAUGCCUCGGAUCAUGAAGGAGCUGCAAAGUCCAUUGCCGAAGGUCUCGCCUCUGGUCACAGUGCCUCAAAGCCCGGAUACUGGCUUCACACUGGUGGUACUGGCAUCCUGACCUACUUUGAUUCAUCCGCCGACAAGUUUGGCGAGCACACCGAUAAGGUCUUUGACGAUCUGGAUGGUGUAGCCGAAUUGAUCAACUUGCCUCAGGAGGCUUUCCACAAGAACGUGGAUCAGAUUGUCAUCAACGCAGGCACAAACGCAUCAGGUGCCGUCAAGACCGCUAUUGUCUGCCCUCCCACCAUCUACGGUGAUGGCCGUGGCCCUUCCCUCACUCGUGGCCGUCAAGUCUACGAGCUCGCCAAGAGUGUCCUCGAGAUCCAGGCCGCCCCUGUCAUUGGUGGCGGUGAGGCAAUGUGGAAUAACGUCCACGUGCACGAUUUGUCCCGCGCCUUCGUCCUCCUCGUCGAGGAAGCCGCAAAGAAUAACACCGACACCAAGCUCUGGGGCAGCAACGGCUACUACUUCACCGAGAACGGCGAGCACGUCUGGGGAGAGCUGAGCAAAGUUGUUGCUGAGAGUGCCAAGGAGCAAGGUCUGCUCAAGGAAGUCAAGACGGAGCAGAUGGAUAUGGAGACUGCCAAGAAGACUGCUGGCUUUGAGGCUGUGAGUUGGGGAUGGAACUCUAGGGGUAAGGCUAGAAGAUUCAAGGAGCUGCUUGGAUGGAAGCCUCAGGAGAGAAGCAUUGAGGAUGAGGUGCCGACGAUUGUCAAGAAUGAGCACGAGAGGCUUCAGCAGGAGAAGAAGUAGGCGCUAAUGCUUGC
Molecule: messenger RNA, 1106 nt
Organism: Aureobasidium subglaciale EXF-2481
Lineage: Eukaryota; Fungi; Ascomycota; Dothideomycetes; Dothideales; Saccotheciaceae
Exons: 2
Coding region: 55-1092 (345 amino acids)
Source: RefSeq, a predicted model, not a curated record